CGCCGCCCGAGCGCCCAGCCCAGCGCGCCCGGCCCAGCCCGCCGGGCUCCCUGCGCAUCCCCGCCGCGCGCCGCCUCCCGCCCCCGCCGACCGCCGGCGAUGCCGCGCGGGGCCGCCUGGGCGCUGCUGGUGGCCGCGGCCCUGGGGCUCGGGGCGCGCGGGGCGCGCGGCGCGGUGGCGCUCGCCGACUUCUACCCGUUCGGCCCGGAGCGCGGCGACGCCGUCACCCCCAAGCAGGACGACGGCGGCUCGGGGCUGCGGCCGCUCUCCGUGCCCUUCCCGUUCUUCGGCGCCAAGCACUCCGGCCUCUACGUGAACAACAACGGGAUCAUCUCCUUCCUGAAGGAGGUGUCGCAGUUCACACCGGCGGCCUUCCCCAUCGCCAGGGACCGCUGCGUGGUGGCAGCCUUCUGGGCGGACGUGGACAACCGGCGGGCCGGCGACGUGUUCUACCGGGAGGCCACCGACGGCGCCACGCUGCACAGGGCCACGCAGGACGUCCGGCGCUACUUCCCCGCGCUCCCGGGCUUCAACGCCACCUGGGCCUUCAUCGCCACCUGGUUCCGAGUGACCUUCUUCGGAGGCAGCGCCGCCUCCCCCGUCAACACGUUCCAGAUCGUCCUCAUCACCGACGGCAACGUCUCCUUCACCAUCUUCAACUACGAGUCCAUCGCCUGGACCACGGGCAUGCACGCCAGCAGUGGGGGCAACGCUGCUGGCCUGGGGGGCAUCGCGGCCCAGGCUGGCUUCAACGCAGGUGACGGGCAGCGCUACUUCAGCAUCCCCGGCUCGCGCACAGCAGACGUGGCCGAGGUGGAGACAACCACCAACGUGGGCGUGCCCGGGCGCUGGGCGUUCAGAAUCGAUGAUGCCCAGGUGCGCGUGGGGGGCUGCGGCCAUACAACCUCCGUGUGCCUGGCCCUGCGCCCCUGCCUCAACGGCGGCGAGUGCCUGGAGGACUGCGUCACGGGCAACCCCUCCUACACCUGCUCCUGCCUCGCGGGCUUCACGGGGCGGAGGUGCCAUCUGGACGUGGACGAAUGCGCUUCCCAGCCUUGCCGGAACGGCGGAGCCUGCACCCACGGCGUCAACAGCUUCAGCUGCCGGUGCCCGGCCGGCUUCGGGGGGCCCACCUGCGAGACAGUCCAGUCCCCAUGUGAUGCCAAAGAGUGUCAGCACGGCAGCCAGUGCCUGGUGGAAAAUGGCACCGCGGUGUGCGUGUGCCAGGCCGGGUACACGGGGGCCGCCUGCGAAACAGACGUGGACGAGUGUGGCUCCGGGCCGUGCCUGAACGGGGGCUCCUGUGUCGACCUGGUAGGGAAUUACACCUGCCUGUGUGCGGAGCCCUUCGAGGGACGUCACUGCGAGACAGGAAGCUCCCCCGAGCCCGACGCCUGCCUCUCGGCCCCGUGCCAGCACAGGGGCACCUGCGUGGACGCGGAGCAGGGCUACGUGUGCGAAUGCCCCGAAGGCUUUGCGGGCCGCGACUGCAGGGAGAGGCUCUCCAGCGACUGUGAGUGCCACAACGGAGGCCGGUGCCCGGGCGCCAACACCACCCUCUGCCAGUGCCCCCCCGGCUUCUUUGGGCUCCUCUGUGAAUUUGGUAGGUGGCAGGGCUGGGAGUGGGGUCCCCUGGCACCCCCUUGCCGGCGUGGAGAGGAGCACGCACGACAGUGUCCUCAGGUGCAGACCCUCGAGCCCCACUCCCACCCCAGGAGGGCAGCCCUGGAGGAGAGGGCCCCGGGAGGACACGAGGUCCCCAGAAGACACUGGGGGUGCGUGGGGCCUCCUUUUCCUGCAGAGGUCACGGCCAUGCCCUGCAACAUGAACACCCAGUGCCCCGACGGCGGCUACUGUAUGGAGUACGGGGGCAGCUACCUGUGCGUCUGCCACUCGGACCACAACGCCAGCCACUCGCUGCCGUCGCCCUGUGACUCGGACCCCUGCCUCAACGGGGGCUCCUGCGACGCGCACGAGGACUCCUACACGUGCGAGUGCCCGCGCGGCUUCCACGGCCGCCACUGCGAGAAAGUCAGGCCGCGCCUGUGCAGCUCCGGGCCCUGCCGGAACGGGGGCACCUGCAAGGAGGCGGCCGGCGACUACCACUGCAGCUGCCCCUACCGCUUCACCGGGCGGCACUGCGAGAUCGGCAAGCCAGACUCGUGCGCCUCGGGCCCCUGUCACAACGGCGGCACGUGCUUCCACUACAUCGGCAAAUACAAGUGUGACUGUCCCCCGGGCUUCUCCGGGCGGCACUGCGAGAUAGCCCCGUCCCCCUGCUCCCGGAGCCCGUGUCUGAACGGCGCCACCUGCGAGGACCUGGGCACAGAUUUCUCCUGCCGCUGCCCGACGGGGUACACGGGCCGCCGGUGCCAGGCAGCGGUGGACUGCGGCCCCCCGGAGCAGGUGAAACACGCCACGCUGCACUUCAACAGCACGCGGGUGGGCUCGGUGGUCCUGUACACAUGCAACCACGGCUACAGCUCAGGCGCCACCAGCCACGUCGGCGUCUGCCAGCCACACGGUGUCUGGAGUGAGCCACCCCAGUGCCUCGACAUCGACGAGUGCCGCUCGCAGCCGUGCCUGCACGGGGGCUCCUGCCAGGACGGCGUCGGGGGGUACCUGUGCCUCUGCAGCGCCGGGUACGAGGGCACCCGCUGCGAGUUCGACACCGACGAGUGCCGGGCGCAGCCCUGUGAGAACGGGGGCUCCUGCAGGGACCUCCCGGGGGGCUUCCUCUGCCACUGUCCUGCGGGCUUCGUUGGGGUCCGCUGUGAAACAGACGUGGGCGCCUGCGCCUCCAGCCCCUGCCAGCACGGAGGCGAGUGCGAGGACGGCGGCGGCGUGUACCUGUGCGUCUGCCCCGAGGGCUUUUUCGGCUUCCACUGCGAGACAGCGAGUGACCCCUGCUUCUCCAGCCCCUGUGGGGGCCGCGGCUACUGCCUGGCCAGCAACGGGUCCCACACCUGCACCUGCAAAGUGGGCUACACGGGCAAGAACUGCGCCAAAGAGCUCUCCCCCCCGACGGCCCUGAAGGUGGAGCAGGUGGAGGAGAGCGGGAUCUCCAUCUCCUGGCAGGCGCCUGCGGGCCGCGCGGCCCGGGAGCUCAUCGACGGCUACGCGGUCACCUACAGCGCCGGGGACGGCUCCUGGCGCCGCACGGACUUCGUGGACGGCGGCCGCGCCUCCCACCAGCUGCGCGCGCUGUCCGCCGGCCGCGCCUACAACAUCUCGGUGGUCUCGGUCAAGCGCAACGCCAACAACCACAACGACAUCAGCAGGCCCGCGGCGCUCCUGGCGCGCACCCGGCCACACCCUGCUGAGGGCCUUGAGGUCACCAACGUGACAUCCAGCACCGUUUCCGUGCGGUGGGCUCUGCAUCGGGUCCGCCAUGCCACGGUCAGCAAAGUCCGGGUGUCCAUCCACCGGCCAGAGGCCCACGAGGCCCAGGCCGCCGAGCUGGACAGGAGCGUGGACGGGUUCACGUUCGGGGCCCUGCUGCCGGGAAGGAGGUACUCCGUGCGGGUGGUCACCCUCAGCGGGCACGGAGGGGAGGAGCACACUGCGGAGAGCGUGCCGGCCGCACCGCUGCACGUGUGGACGCGGCCCCUGCCCCCAGCGAACCUGACGGCCUCCCGGGUCACGGCCACCUCCGCCCACGUGGUCUGGGAUGCCCCCGCCCCGGACAGCCCCCUGGAGGCCUACAUCAUCAACGUGACCACCAGCCAGAGCACCAAGAGCCGCUACGUCCCCAACGGGAAGCUGACGUCCUACACGGUGCGCGACCUGGCGCCCGGGCGGCGGUACCAGCUCUCGGUGACGGCCGUGCAGGGCACCGGGCACGGCCAGCUGCACAGCGAGCCCGCACAGCUGCACCUCGCCACCCCCCCAAGGGACAGCACCGAUGGACGCUGGCACCAGGGCGGGCACCACCCACGGGUGCUCAGAAACAAACCGGCCCCGGUGCGCCUGCCAGAGCUGCUCCUGCUAAAUGACCACGGCGCCCCUGAUGCACCGACCCAGCCCCCCAGCAGGUUCUCUGAGCUUGUGGACGGCAGAGCACGAGUAAGUGCCAGGUUCAGUGGCCUGCCCAGCAAAUCGCUCGUGGUGCGGUCAGAAGCCCCGGCCCUGGUGCAGCUCGAGGCCACCGAGGAGCCCCCCACGCAGGCCGGCCUGGCCCUCCAGCCCGCGGAAGGCAAUGAAAAGGAAAGCGCACGCGCCCCCGGGAGCUGUCCGGAAGGCCCCUGUCAGAACGGAGGCACCUGCGUGCCCGGCUCCGGCACCCCCCGCUGCGCCUGCAGCCCAGGCUUCAAGGGCCGACGCUGCGAGCUGGCCUGCAAAAAGGUGCCCCAUCCCUGCACGCGGCUGUUCUCCGAGACCAAGUCUGUUCCGGUCUGGGAAGGAGGCAUCUGCCACCAUGUGUAUAAAAGAGUCUACAGAGUUCACCAAGACAUCUGCUUCAAGGAGAGCUGUGAAAGCACAAGCAUCAAGAAGAGCCCAAACAGGAAACAGAGUAACAGUCAAACACUGAAGAAAUCCUAAGGAGACUCAAAGCAGACCCUGGAGCUGAGCAUUCCCAAAUCCUGAAAUAAAGUAAACUUUCAGACUUUAAUGUUGUUUAACCCAGCACCUGCCAAGCUCUUUCGGCUACAGAAGCUCCCAUCCUUCCUCUGCCUGCCCCACACGAACCCUGCUGAACCUCCCGGAACACAGGUGCUCUUCACAACAAUUUGGCUGAUAAAAGGUUAACCCAUGGACACCCUCCUCAGUCCACAGUCAGUCACCUGCCAGCUGAGACCUCUUCCUGCGUGUCCCUGCAGGGAGAGAGGAAACCGCAACAGGGCUUCUGGUCAGCCCGGGGCGGUCACGGGCCCGAUGCCCAGUCAGAAACGAGGGUGCUGGCGAGGAGAGGCAGACACCCUCAGUGGGCCGCGUCACAAACAGAGCCACAUGGCCUACGUGGCCAGGAAGUGAGGAGACCUUUAGGGAAGUCCAGGUGCCACCUCAGGAAGUUCCACACCCCACACCCGGCCGCGAGGCGAGGCCAGUGCCCCGGCAGGGGAGAGCGCUCCCUGGGAGCGAGCAGAGGGCCCCAGGCUCCCGCUGUCCAAGGGCAGAGUCCCCCUCCCACCCCCCAGGAAAACAAAACAAACACACUCGAAGGUGUGCAAGCAAUUUACUACCAGGACUAAGAACCCACACCUGUAAUGUAGGUACGAAUACACACUUGCAAUCACUCACCUGAAAAAAUAUAUAUAUAUUUUAAAACUUGUUCAGCAAAUUCAUUUCAAUAAAAACCAACCAAAACCCCAACUAAUUACCAAAUUAUCUCUCAGUAAAGAACACCCGAUCUUGGGGCCAUGGCGUGAAACACCCCGAAACACGAACGCACGGCGGAGGCUGGUGCCACCCGCCACCACAGGCCAGGCUCUCCCCGCACGCUGGCACCAGCCUCGGACCACCAUUUACUCCCAGAAAGGCACGCGCUCCCCCGACACAUACCCGAGGACACGAGAGUCAUUUCAACCCGGAGCAAGUGGGGCACUGCCCACCCUCAGAGAAAAGGCCUCGGGGGUCACAAAGUGGGGCGUGUGGAGAAGAACAGCUUCCAGCACUGAGCCCAGAAUCCUAGAGAUCUGGGGCACAGCCUUCGCCAGCAAGCCGCCCCCCACCCGCUACCCGAGCAAAGCUGACAGCGGGGAGGACACCGGGGCCCCCGAGGCCGCUGCCCGGGGACCACCAGGAGGCCAGGGAGAAGCAGCUUAAAUAGGGAGGGGUAGGACCAGCGUGCUCACACCCAUUUUGUUUUUUCUUCAAAGGAUUCAGGAUGUUUUUGUUAAACUCCAUCAACCUCAAGAGUUUCUAAAACCCUGGAAGAUGAGGUCUCAAGACUGGCUUGAAAAGGACACCCUGAGAGAGACACUCUCAGCUGGAGUCACACUCCCCCGGGGCCUCUCUUCUCGAUCAUCCGGAUGGUGGGGCCCUCAUGGGCCCCUGCCCGCUCCCUCAGGGCCAGACCACAGCCGCCAGCCUGAGUCUCUGCGGGGGAGAAGCGACGCAUGCACGGUGGCCCUGGACUCACCAGGCUGAGGGCCCACAACACGCCUGCAGGGUCGAGUCCCCUCCACACAGAGCCCAGCGGCAGAGAAACUGUCUCCUGAGCCCCAGCAAUCAAACUGAGGAGAUGCUACCACAGCUUCCAGAAGAGACAGUGGGGCUGGGGGGGUGGCGGGCAGAGCCAAGAUGACGCCAAAAGGAAAGCCCAGGCCCAGGCCCAGCCUCACGUGUCCUCCAGCAAGCAGACGAUUUGCACCAGUGUUGUGGUGCAUCAUACAGACCAUCACAUGGAGAGGGAUGUCUUGAAAGAAGACAUGUCAAUUAAUACUGGUAUGGACUUGGAUACUUUUAGCCUACAGCAGGGACAGGCAGACUUUCUGUAGAGUCAGAUAGUCAAUAUUUUUGGCUUUGUGAAUAGUGGCAAGAAGGAAGCCUUGGAUGACGUGUACUAGGGCGUAGCUGUGUUCUGAUAAAUCUUGAUUUGUAAAAAUGAGUGAUAGGGAGAUGUGGCCAGAGGGCCAGUUUGCUGAUCCCCAACCUGUGAGAUCGCAGACACAGCCACCCCUCAGAAAACAAGUCACCAUCAAGGCACCACAGACCCUAACUUCCAUGGAAACGGGCUACACAAAACGCUGCACAGAAAGGAGAACCGGCACCACCGAGUGCACCAUGGGUCCCCCUUACCAGUCCAACCGCUGUGAAGAUGCACAAUCUGAGUGGCUGGAUCAGGUGACGCCUGAGAUUUCUUCAGGUCCACGACUCGUCAUCCUGUUUGAGGCCAUCAGGCAGGAAACAACAUCUUGCACAGGCUCUGAUCCUCCCAAGCAGAACCCUGCAUCAUCUUCCUGCACUAGCCUUCCAGUAUGCUUUGAAGCAUCUCUAUCUUCUCCCUGAAAAUGAGGUUAAAACCAAGGACGCCAACCCUGCCUCAUGUCAUAACUGACCCGAACUGGACACGCAGUACCUGCUGUGCCUCCUGCCGCUCUGCCCAGAGGCUGCCCCACAGCCACAAAGGGCCUCUCUCAUCUUGUAUAAAAACAUUUUUGAAGGGUGAGAGCCUGUGCUAGGCUUUCUGUUUUUAUUAAAAUUUCGUGUGCAUAUGUCUGUGUAUUAUGCAAUUUGUCAUUUCCAGAAAGGACAGUCAUACUGUAAUCUGGAAGCUUUCACCAGUCCACAAAAACUCACAUGGAGAAGAAAGGCUUGAGCUCAGUAAAGGGGCUUGGGGGCAAACACACCCUCGCGCUGCUGACAGCUGUGGCGUGGGGCCCGCCACUGGGGUCUCCGGGAGCUACGGCGUUAUUAGUGAGCCCAAGAGCAGGCGGCAUCACUGGAAGAGUGGGUGAGACCUUCUACCACCGCGUGUGUAACCUCAGGCCCCUCAAGCAGGAGGCAGAUGUCAACUUGUUCAUUUUUAACUUACAAGACUCCUUCUUUAAGAAAAGGGCUACUGAAUUCUGAAUUUGGUGCUGCAUCAUAGAUUAAUCCAUUUUGAUGUUUUACAAAUUAAAAUAUCUAGCAAUAAGACUUCUGGAUCCUGAAGGAAUUACAACUCACUCUUAAAACAUUCCAGAUAACCCACCACUGCUUUUCCCACACGGCUUUUCCUUAAAACUUUGAUUUCUUCCUUGAAAAUAUUUAAAGUCCACCUAUAAUUUCCCAAGGAAAUAUUAAUAAAGGAAAUCAGAAAAUUGCCAAGGUAUGAAGAGUUAUUCUGUGCCAAAAUGCAAGGUGCAUUCUUGAGUUCCAAGGUUCCCAUUUGUUAAUCAACAGCUGGAUGAACGAUCAUCGGGUCAAGCAAUGAUCUAGGAUCUACCUCAGACCCAACUGGGCAGGAGCAAGCCCGGGGCUCCUGGAGAGUGGCCAUCACCCGACCCCACAAAAUGGAGGAGUAAAUUAAACAAACCUCCCUCUUCCCCGUCACAAGUGCGCUGCCAGGGGUGGGGUGAGGCCGGCUCACCUACGGUGCCUGGCGCUGACCCCCUGCAGCUGCCCGGGGCUGGGACUCCUUCCGCUUGCAGAGCCACCACUGACGACGACUGGGGAGGAGGAUUCACCGAGCUCCUCCUGUUCUUGCCCUCGCUGUGCAGUCCUGCUCUGGUGAGCCUGCUGGGGGGAGCAAACCCCCACCCCACUGCCGGAUCCCCCGAGAGACUGCACCUCAAAGCUAUCAAGUGCCCCAGUGCAAGGGCAGAGGAACCCUGCUCAAAAACUCGGCUACUGACUUUUCUUUAAAUAAAAUAAAGACAAUAAAUUUAAGUCCAUUUAAACUCUGAAGUUUUUGUGAAUGAGAGAGUCCAAUCACAUUUUACUGAACCACGCAGGCUUUGGAGCACUUUGCCAGCCUUGUCACUUGCUAUUUUCAGGGGGAUAAUUCUUUACCGUGGGGCUGUCCUGGGCACUGUGGGAUGCUCAGCAGCCUCCCUGGCCCCUGCUAUGAGACGCCAGCAGCCCCCGGGUCAUGACAUCCAAAAACGUCUCCAGGUGUCACCAGGUUCCCCUAGACACUGCCUUACGGGAUCCUUACACGGUCUACGUGGGCAAAACCAGGCCAGGCAUCGGGAGUUUCACAUGCAGAGGGGCUGCAGGUGACACCCAACUCAACAUCACGUCACCAAAAAUAUUUUUUUGCAGCAUCCAUCUUGUGCCCCAAUACUCCUGGGCCUCAUGAGCUCCACUGCCAGGGCCGGGCCUCUCCCUCGGAGCCUGCCCUGGCAGGGAUCGAGCUCCUCCCGCCGACCCACUGGGCCCCCAGGUGACUCUCUCACCUCGGGGAGCCAUGGAAAGCUCCCCGCGGUGCACUCCGGACUCUGGCCUGGCUCCAAAGCCCGGCUCUUGGCCCUGUGCAGUGCUCCUGCCCCCCUCAAGGUCAGAAGCCCCGUCUGCUAAAUGGGGGAAGGCGACUGGGCAGAGCACCCUGGGAUCCUCCCUGCCCAGCCUCCUCCAGGCCGGCACCGGGGUUGCGCUUCCCCAGGGCCUGGAGCCGGAGCAAGCGAACUUCCCGAGAGGCCAAGCAGGGAGGGCCUGUUCUUCACUCAAUGGUGCCAACAAGCCCCAAGACAGAGGCAAACACCCCAAACUGCUGCUGGCAUGAAGAAGCUGCGCAAAAUUAAACCAGACGUCACUGAUUCCCUUUACUCUGCUGUACAGUGAAUGCAAUUACAAAGCGGUAAAACAUUUUUGGAUUAAAAACAUGAGUAUUUUUGUGGAAAACCUGCUAUUGUUUUCAGAAAAUAAAGAGCUAUGACGUGCUAAAACCUCAA
Molecule: messenger RNA, 9317 nt
Organism: Choloepus didactylus (southern two-toed sloth)
Lineage: Eukaryota; Metazoa; Chordata; Mammalia; Pilosa; Megalonychidae
Gene: SNED1
Product: sushi, nidogen and EGF like domains 1
Exons: 31
Coding region: 100-4542 (1480 amino acids)
Biological process (GO): Notch signaling pathway; heterophilic cell-cell adhesion; cell-matrix adhesion
Cellular component (GO): plasma membrane; protein-containing complex
Molecular function (GO): calcium ion binding; Notch binding
Source: RefSeq, a predicted model, not a curated record